AUGAGAAGAACACCUAAUGAUAUUGAAUCUUUAGAAGAGGAAAAAAUUAACCCAGGCUCUGGAAGUUACACGAAACCACGAAAUCGCUACUCAUUAGAGUCUGAUCUGUCAAAUCGCUCUCAAUCAUUUCCAUCAAAUAUUCAAGAUUAUCAAGACAUAGCACUCGGUGAAGCACAGAAACAUAGAGAAGGCCGUGAAUCUUAUUAUACAUUUCCAAUAUACCAUAAUGGCACUCUCCUAGUCCACCGCAGAUAUCGAGAAUUUGUAUGACUCCGCAACCAGUUUGCAGAGACUUUUCCAGGCUGCAUUACAACAGCUCUCCCAGAAAAAGAAGGGAUUAUUGGAUAUUGGACAAAUCAAGAAUCAAUUUUCUAUACUAUGAGAAGAUAUGGACUGGAAAAAUUCCUCAAACGAGUUGCUGGCCACCCUAAGCUUAGCCAAAGUCAAGAGUUUUUGUUCUUUAUGAGAGAUGAUGAAGCAAAUUUGCAGAUUAGGAUGAAAGAAAGCCUAGCGAAAAAAGGCUGGAUUGGGACUUUUAGUGAUUUCAAAAGUUCUGUUUCUUCGACUAUUUCAAGCUAUAUGUAUGGAGAGCAGCCUAUUUUACAAGAUGAAGCUGAUGUGUUUUUUAAUACCCAGAGAACAGAAUUAAGAGGGCUCUACCAGCAACAAGAACUUUUAUGUAGCCAAGGCAAUGAAAUGGUGACUAAUUUAGAUGCUGAAAUUAACAGCAACAUCGCUCUUUCAAAAGCAUACGAAAAUAUGAGAAAAGUCGAGAAAGAACAAAUUGCUGAAAAAUUAAAAAUUCUCGCAGAAACACACCAUCAAAUAGCUGAAGUCCAAAAAGAGUCUUUUGAUAAAAUAAAAUUAUUAGUCGGCCAAGAUUUAGAAGACUAUCGAAGAUUGACCUUAGGAGCCCUUGAAACUCUUGAAAGAAGAAACAAAAUAAAAAUUGAAAAACCAGAAAUUUAUGCAAAUAUUAGCAUGCGAGAUCUAAAUGCUGACUUGAAAAAAGAUUUAGAGCAAUUUCAGCAGGAAAAAAUAUUUCUUGGAAAAUCUGUAAGCAACCAGCUGAUAAUUUACAAACAAGAAAUGACUGAAAAAAUAUCUGAAGUCUGGAGAGAAGCUUAUAAUAGAGUUAUAGGGUGAUAA
Blepharisma stoltei is the source of this 1149-nucleotide messenger RNA. The record is from the annotation of a GenBank genome assembly. Lineage: Eukaryota; Ciliophora; Heterotrichea; Heterotrichida; Blepharismidae.